AGUAAAUUGGCAGUUUUCUCCUUAUUAUUUUUAUUUUCCCUAUUGUUAUCCUUUCGAUUGGAUGAAACGAUUGAAUGGAGCUAUUGGGUAGUAUUUUUCCCUCUAUGGCUAUGGAAAACUCUCGCCAUUGUAGGCGCUAUGACCGGGAUUGCUGUCUGGUGCAAGCAGCCUAAUCAUAGCGCGGAAGAUCGAGUACUAUUCAAGUCUAUGCUAAUAUCAUUCUUCUUUAUAAUGGACCUCUUUGCAUUUGAAUUAAUGCUGUGUGCUAAUUUAUCUGGAGCUGAAAUUCCAUUUCGAAUUGUAUUCAUACCACUAUUUUUAAUCUCGCCUCUUGGAAUUCUGGCUUGUAUAUGGGCAUUUCGCAACGAAAGAUCAAUAGAAUUUGAAACCUUGGUUGUCAUCAACAUUUUACAGUACAUAUUCCUAGCUUUGCAAUUGGAUGGGAUCAUCGAUUGGCAUUGGGUGCAUGUCUUCAUUCCUCUUUGGAUAGUUCUGGGCAUGUUUGGGCUUGUUAUCAUCUAUUACAUCAUAUGGUCUAUCAUAUAUUUACGGUCAGGAAGCAUGGGCGAUGAGCAAAGAAAAUACUAUGUCUACUCUUCCAUGUUAGCUACUGUGGCUUGGGCUUCGCUGCUAGCGUUCCAGAUUCUAUUAAGUGGACGCCUCGAUAAACGGAAUAAAUUUUAUUUUUCGGCUGUUUUGGCCCCCUUGAAUAUUACAUUGCUUACCAUAGUUUUUUCGUCAUUUGGUCAGAAAGGAGGCAAUCCUUGGUGGUUUGGUUUAAAAGAAAAUCCUUGGGAAAUCUUACUAAAUAAGUGUCCAUGUCUUCAAGAGUACGGUAACGUUAAGUUUACCUUAGGAUGGAGAACUUCUAGAGAGGAACAAAGCGAUGAUAGACCACAAAGGCAGAAAAAGCAGCAAAAAGAGAACUUAAGCAGUAUCGGAAAGUGUGUUGUUGCGGAAGUUAAACUAGACAUGCCGGACUGA
This is a messenger RNA of Trichoplax adhaerens, 984 nucleotides long. RefSeq lists its product as uncharacterized. The annotation marks the transcript as partial. The transcript is spliced from 6 exons. The record is from RefSeq and is a predicted model, not a curated record. NCBI's taxonomy places the organism in Eukaryota, Metazoa, Placozoa, Uniplacotomia, Trichoplacea, Trichoplacidae.